CUUAGCUUGCAGAUACAUCACCACUACAACGCAGCUUAUAUACUGAGAUAUUUGAGAAGAUCGAUGGCAGGCGUCUGGGUGUUCAAAAACGGUGUGUUUCGGCUGGAAAACCCGCAGUCGGAGGGUUCGUCGUCGUCGUCGUCGGGGGCGGGGAAGAGGAAGGUUCUGGUGUACUUGCCCACAGGGGAAGAGGUGAGGUCGUACAGCAGACUGGAGAAAAUAUUGUGUGGAUUAGGGUGGGAAAGGUACUACGGUGGAGACCCAGAAUUGUACCAAUUUCACAAGCAUUCUUCCAUUGAUCUCAUCUCUCUGCCUCGCGACUUCUCCAAGUUCAACUCCGUUUACAUGUACGACAUCGUCGUCAAGAAUCCCAACCUCUUCCACGUCAGACAUGUCUGAUCUCGUGUCUCUGUCUCAUCUCAUCAUUGAUUCUAUGCCCAGUGAUCAGUGUUUUUUUUUUUUUCCCGUUUUUAAGGUCAUUAAUUUCUUAGUCACUGAUGUGUAUUUUUCCUGGUAUUCUAGCUAGAGGCUGUAGGUAGAGCCCUAGCCACUGAAUAUUGGGUUGGUUUUUGUCUGGCUUUCUUCCUGAUCGAUGAAGAAUAAGGUGUUUUAGCUGUGUUCCUUAAUUAGGAUUUGUCUCUGACUUUGGUGGUGUGUAAUAGUAAUAGUAAUAGAUGGAUAUACAGUUGUGAUCCAUGACUCUGUACGUAGAUUGUCUGAUUUACAUAUAUAUAAUGACAUCAUAACAUUAUGUUUUCAGUUUUA
Messenger RNA from Neltuma alba, 765 nucleotides. Its product is annotated as flowering-promoting factor 1-like protein 2. The record is from RefSeq and is a predicted model, not a curated record. The coding region runs from base 64 to 399 and encodes 111 amino acids. Gene Ontology annotation, biological process: regulation of flower development. NCBI's taxonomy places the organism in Eukaryota, Viridiplantae, Streptophyta, Magnoliopsida, Fabales, Fabaceae. The transcript has a single exon.